Prunus armeniaca (apricot) is the source of this 1710-nucleotide messenger RNA. The record is from the annotation of a GenBank genome assembly. Lineage: Eukaryota; Viridiplantae; Streptophyta; Magnoliopsida; Rosales; Rosaceae.
AUGGCGAAUGGCGAUUCCAAGCUGCUAGGUGCCCAACUAGGCGUCCUUACCUCAAACGGCACUGUCUCCAUUGCAAAAGCGGAAUUUUCCGAUAUAGUUCCUAUCCGAUCCAUCAUUGUGCGACCUGAUGAUGACUGGCCUGCAUUGGCCGGCCAGCAGGUUCGGGUUGGUGGCUGGGUGAAGACUGCUCGGAAGGGAAGCAAGGGUUCAAGAUUUUUGCAGCUGAAUGAUGGGUCAUGCUUGGGAAACUUACAGGUGUUUGUGGAAGCAGACAAGGUUGACCUCGGGCAGCUUGCGCGGACUGGUAUAUGUGUUGUCGUAGAUGGUGUGCUUAAGCUGCCCCCAGGGGAUAAAGAGCAGAAGGUGGAGCUUAAGGUGGAGAAGAUGGUACAUGUCGGUCCAGUUGACCCUGCUGAUUACCCUUUGCCCAAGACCAGCCUCCCCCUUGAGUUUGUGAGGAACUUUGUUCAUUUGCGUCCCAGAACCUGCACGAUCUCUGCAGUUAUUCGAAUCAGAAGUGCCCUGGCACAUGCAACUCACAUAUUCUUCCUAGAGCGUGGCUUUUUGAACGUGCAGACUCCAAUUAUGAAUUGCAGCGAUUGCGAGGGUGCCGGUGAGAUGUUUCAAGUCACAACCUUGUUUAGUGAAGGUGAGAAGUUGGAAAAGGAUCUGCUUAAGAACCCUCCUCCAUCAGAAGCAGACGUAGAAGCUGCUAAGGUCAUUGUUAAGGAGAAAGGAGAUGUUAUUGCUCUGCUGAAAUCUUCUAAAGCAAGUAAGAUGGACAUUGGUGAUGCUGUGGCCGAACUUAAAAGGGCAAAGGAAAAUCUCUGGAAGCUGGAGGAGAGGUCUAAGCUUCAACCUGGUAUCCCUCAUAAGGAGGGGAAGAUUGACUAUACUCGAGAUUUCUUUGGCCUGCCAACAUUUUUGACUGUUUCUGGCCAACUACAACUUGAAGCGUAUGCAUGUUCUCUUAGUAAGGCGUAUUCGUUUGGGCCUACUUUUCGAGCUGAGAAGUCACAUACUACAAGGCAUUUGGCAGAAUUCUGGAUGGUGGAGCCUGAAAUGGCAUUUGCGGAGCUUGAGGAUGAUAUGAACUGUGCAGAGGCAUAUGUGAAAUUCAUGUGUGAGUGGUUACUUGAAAAAUGCCAUGAAGAUAUGGAAUUUUUUGCCGAGAGGUAUGAUAAAAGUUGCAUUGAUCGUCUAAGAAUGGUCGCUUCAACACCUUUUGAACGGAUUACGUACACAGAAGCAGUGGACCUGCUAAUUGAGGCGGUGAAAAAUGGCAAGGAGUUUGAGAACCAUGUGGAAUGGGGGAUUGAUUUGUCAUCUGAGCAUGAAAGGUACUUGACGGAGGUGAAAUUUCAGAAGCCUGUUAUUGUUUACAAUUACCCUAAAGAUAUCAAAGCAUUCUACAUGAGGCUCAAUGAUGAUUCUGAGACAGUGGCUGCCAUGGAUGUGCUGGUACCAAAGGUGGGAGAGUUGAUAGGGGGAAGCCAAAGGGAAGAGCGUUUCGAUGUUCUCCAUAACAGGAUUUUGGAGAGGGGACUGCCUGUUGACCUAUAUCAGUGGUACCUUGACUUGCGGCGCUUUGGGACUGUCAAACAUAGUGGUUUUGGUUUAGGCUUCGAACGGAUGGUUAUGUUUGCUACUGGCCUUGACAAUAUUAAAGAUUGUAUUCCCAACCCUAGAAUUGAGGGAAGAGCAGAUUAA